GUGUCUCUGUUAGUGCAGCUGUAGUAUUUACAGCCCCGCUGCCCAUCCCACGAGAAUGCCGUUAUUGCCAUUUACAUUAUUUUCCAAAAGGUUGCUUUAUAACAACAACUCCGUUUAUGUAAUCCUGCUGUGACUGUCUCUGUCGUAGUGUUUGCGCUAGAGUCGUGCAGCGAGCAGAGGAAGGAGUGCGCUUCAGUCACGCGAGUAACGUUCAUGCCGUCUACGAUGGAGGGCUCGUCGGGGGAAAGUGACCUGUUUACCGUCAAGCACGAGCUCAGAAACGCCAAUCUGACGGGUCACGUGGAGCGAGUGGGCAUUGAGAACUUUGAGCUGCUGAAAGUGCUGGGAACAGGAGCCUACGGCAAGGUGUUCUUGGUUCGCAAGGUGAGCGGCCAUGAUUCGGGUAAACUCUAUGCCAUGAAGGUGUUGAAAAAGGCCACUAUUGUGCAGAAGGCGAAGACGGCAGAGCACACACGCACAGAGAGACAGGUCCUCGAGCAUAUCAGACAGUCGCCUUUCCUGGUUACACUCCAUUACGCCUUCCAGACAGACACCAAACUGCAUCUCAUUCUAGACUAUGUGAACGGAGGUGAGCUCUUCACACACUUGGUCCAAAGAGUUCGCUUUAAAGAGCAAGAGGUUACCUUGUACAGCGGGGAGAUUGUACUUGCACUGGAGCACUUGCAUAAGCUGGGAAUUGUCUACAGAGACCUAAAACUUGAGAAUAUACUUCUUGAUUCAAAUGGCCACAUCGUGUUGACAGACUUUGGUCUUAGUAAGGAGUUCCAUGAGGUAGAGAGGGCUUAUUCCAUCUGUGGCACUAUUGAGUACAUGGCUCCUGAGAUUGUAGCAGGAGGAGAGUCAGGACAUGACAAGGCGGUGGACUGGUGGAGUAUGGGAGUUCUGAUGUAUGAGCUGUUGACCGGAGGCUCUCCUUUCACUGUCGAUGGAAAUGAGAACUCUCAUUCUGACAUUGCCGAGAGAAUUAUGAAAAAGAAUCCUCCAUUCCUCAAAGACAUGGGGCAUCUGGCCAAAGACAUUAUCCAGAAACUGCUAAUUAAAGACCCAAAGAAGAGGCUGGGCUCCGGGCCCUCAGGGGCCCAGAAUGUGAAAAGCCAUCCAUUUUACCAGAAAAUGAACUGGGAGGAUCUAGCUGCUAAGAAGGUUCCGGCUCCGUUUAAGCCUGUAAUUCGUGAUGAGCUGGAUGUUAGCAACUUUGCUGAGGAGUUUACAGAGAUGGACCCGACAUACUCCCCAGCGGCACUUCCAAACAACUGUGACCGCAUCUUUCAGGGCUAUUCCUUCAUGGCUCCCUCCAUCCUGUUUAAGAGGAAUGCGGUGAUGGACGACCCGGCUCAGCUGUGCGGCCGGUCAGAGAGGCCGGGGUCUGCCGCUGUUGCCCGUAGUGCUAUGAUGAAGGACUCUCCGUUCUACAUAAACUAUGAGAUGGACCUGAGGGAGAACGCUCUGGGAGAGGGAAGCUUCUCCAUCUGCAGACAGUGCACUCACAAAAAGACUGGACAGAAAUAUGCCGUAAAGAUCGUCAGUAAAAGAAUGGAGGCACUGACGCAGAAAGAGAUCGCUGCUCUCAAACUGUGUGAUGGACACCCCAACAUAGUCAAGCUAUAUGAGAUCUACCACGACCAGCUACACACAUAUCUUGUUCUGGAGCUCCUGCAAGGUGGAGAACUGCUGGAUAGGAUCAGAAGGAAGCAGCACUUCAGCGAAACGGAGGCUAGCCGCAUCAUGCGCAGACUGGUGUCUGCCGUCAGCCACAUGCAUGAUGUUGGUGUAGUGCACAGGGACCUCAAACCUGAGAAUUUGCUCUUCACUGAUGACACUGAGAAUUCAGAGAUAAAAGUUAUUGACUUUGGCUUUGCACGGCUCAAACCCCCCGGCAAUCAGCUCCUGAAGACCCCCUGCUUCACUCUUCAGUACGCUGCACCGGAAAUCCUCAAAUACGACGGUUACGAUGAGUCCUGUGACCUCUGGAGUUUAGGAGUUAUUUUGUACACCAUGCUAUCUGGCCAGGUCCCAUUUCAGUGCCAUGGGAAGAGUCUAAUGCACACCAGUGCAGAAGAGAUUAUGAGGAAGAUCAAACAAGGAGACUUCUCUUUCGAAGGUGAAGCCUGGAGGAAUGUGUCUAAUCAGGCCAAAGAUCUGAUACAAGAGCUGCUGACGGUGGACCCUGACAAGCGGAUAAAAAUGUGUGGCCUACGCUAUAAUGCCUGGCUGCAGGAUGACAGUCAGCUCUCUUCCAACCCUCUUAUGACCCCUGACAUCCUGGGAUCUUCUACCAUAUCAGUGCACACCUGUGUCAAAGCCACCUUCAAUGCCUUUAAUAAGUGUAAGCGGGAGGGCUUCCGACUCCAGACAGUUGACAAGGCUCCUUUGGCCAAACGCAGAAAGAUGAAGAAGACCAGCACCAGCACAGAGACCCGCAGCAGCUCCAGCGAGAGCACACACUCAUCAUCCUCUUCCUCCCAGUCUCAGGAUAAGACACCACCAGGUGGAGAGACAGCUAUUAUUCCCCAGGCCUCCGUGAGCACACCUCUCACUCUUGGCCCUGACGAUGAGCCCUCUCAGGGCGAGCCCCAACCUGCCUUCACAUUUUCAGAGUGAACCUGUCUGAGAGUUGGACAACAGGAUAGGUUACAUAAUUAGGUUACAUAAUUAUCCCACCGUUCUUUCUCCUCACGCUCUGGCAAGGCUGUACAACUCCAGAAUUUGCAUGCGGGGACCAACUCAAAUCCAUCACUAGCAAUAGAUGCAUACCAUGAGUGCUGAAGACUGAGCUUGAGUGAACUUCUGGCUCAAGUCCUGCAUGGCGAAACCUCACUGCAUCCAGUCCAGUGUCUCAAACAGGAGGGGGAACUUCACUUUUAGGAGCAUCAAACCUUCCACUGAUGGUGAAAAAAGGAAAGUCUGCUUCUGCAGUGUCCUGAAAGACCAGGCACUUUGCUUUGGGCAAAAAAAGGAAAGGGAUAUGUAUUUUAAAAGAAUAUAAAUAGAAUUUAUAAAAGAGAAGAUUUAUUGUUUAUUCAGACUUCUCUCAAAUUUGGUAUAUGAUACAUAUUUGGUAUAUAUCAAUGUGUCAAAUAUGACAGCUCCAUUUGUGCUGGGAGCUUCGUGGUAUUGAUUCACAUAUCUAACUUUGAUCUUUGACUUCUUCCAAAAUAUUUUACUGAAGUAGCAACAAUUAGGUGUUAAUAGUUUCCUUGGAAGCAUUUUAUUGUAAAACUCUUGUAAG
Molecule: messenger RNA, 3250 nt
Organism: Sinocyclocheilus grahami
Lineage: Eukaryota; Metazoa; Chordata; Actinopteri; Cypriniformes; Cyprinidae
Product: ribosomal protein S6 kinase alpha-5-like
Exons: 17
Coding region: 214-2622 (802 amino acids)
Biological process (GO): intracellular signal transduction; protein phosphorylation
Molecular function (GO): protein serine/threonine kinase activity; magnesium ion binding; ATP binding
Source: RefSeq, a predicted model, not a curated record